Ilex paraguariensis (yerba mate) is the source of this 1771-nucleotide messenger RNA. The record is from the annotation of a GenBank genome assembly. NCBI's taxonomy places the organism in Eukaryota, Viridiplantae, Streptophyta, Magnoliopsida, Aquifoliales, Aquifoliaceae.
AUGGCCUCUCCCACUGGCUACAUCUUUCUUAGGUUUCUCCUCUCUGGUUCUGGUUUUUGCUUCUUGCUUCUCUUUUCUUUGGAAAAGGGGCAUGCUCUUGAAAGAAGAGAGAUUCUAGAAAGUCACCAUCAUACUGUUCAAAUCAGUUCUCUACUACCAGAUUCUUCUUGCAAACCAUCGCCCAAAGGUGCCAACAAAAAGUCAUCACUGAAAGUUGUUCAUAGGCAUGGCCCAUGCUCUCAACUGAGUCGAAACAAGGGCAAUGCUCCAACCCUCACUGAGAUCCUUUCUCAUGACCAAGCCCGAGUCAACUCAAUGCACUUGCGACUCGCCUUCAACUCGGGCAAAACAAGUCUCCAAGACUCACAAGUCACCCUCCCAGCACAAUCCGGCAGCUCACUCGGCACCGGCAACUACUUCGUGACCGUCGGAAUUGGCACCCCAAAGAGAGACUUGUCCCUCAGUUUCGACACCGGCAGCGACCUCACAUGGACUCAGUGCCUGCCAUGUGUAAGUGUAAAAUCCUGCUAUCAACAACAACAACCCAUCUUCGACCCAUCACAGUCCACUUCAUAUUCUAACAUCAGCUGCAACUCAACGCUGUGUUCUCAACUCAACUCCGCCACCGGGAACACACCAGGUUGCUCGGCCUCCACAUGCCUUUAUGCCAUACAGUAUGGCGAUAAAUCUUUCACCAUUGGGUUCUUUGCACAGGAAAAGCUCACCCUAACAUCCACCGAUGUGUUUAAUACCUUCCUAUUCGGUUGCGGCGAGAACAACCAAGGACUCUUCCGCGGAGUUGCAGGUUUGCUUGGACUCGGCCGUGAUAAGCUAUCCAUUGUGUCACAGACUGCUCAAAAGUACGGAAAAUUCUUCUCCUACUGUCUUCCAUCGAUGCCGAGCUCCACCGGACACUUGACUUUCGGAAACAAUGGAGUUCCGAGCACUGUGAAAUUCACACCGCUGUCUAUAAACACACAAAACCCAUCAUUUUACUUCAUUGACCUUAAAGCAAUAAGUGUGGGUGGACGACAAUUAUCUAUCAGCCCAUCGGUAUUCUCAACCACCGGCACCAUUAUAGAUUCCGGAACAGUCAUAACACGCCUGCCUCCUGCGGCUUACGGCGCCCUGCGGACAGCUUUCCGGCGAGGAAUGACAAAUUAUCCAAUGACAAAGGCAGUAUCGAUACUCGAUACUUGCUACGACUUGAGUAAUUACACCACGGUGAACAUUCCAAAGAUUGGUUUCUUCUUCAGUGGAAAUCUGAAUGUUGACAUAGACUCGUCGGGGAUACUUAUUGCGGCGACUUCAACGCAGUUCUGUUUGGCCUUCGCUGGAAACAAUGAUACCUCUGAUGUGGGUAUUUUCGGGAAUUUUCAACAGAAAACGUUGGAGGUGGUGUACGAUGUGGCUGGAGGGAGACUAGGGUUUGGCUCAGGUGGGUGUGCAUAAACUGAGCUAAUGGCACCAUAAAACCUUUGUGAUAGGCCUUAUAUAAGAAACAUGGAUUGAAUUAAGCUAGAAAGGGUGUGUCUACAUUUACACGAACAUGAUGGGAAAUGAUAAAAAAAUAGUACUAAACACUUUGAAAAAAAAUAUCAGUGAAUUGUCCUCAAAAAUUGGUCUAAGUAUUUAAUCACCCUAGUGCUUUGGUAUUAAGUUAUCUUAAUGUUAUCCUUUUGGGAUAAAUCAACCUCAUGUUUUAUGAUAUUUUUAAUGAAUAUUCUUGUUGUUGGCGACAUUACAUUUUCUUUCUCUUUAGAUUUGUAUU